Molecule: messenger RNA, 6342 nt
Organism: Gossypium arboreum
Lineage: Eukaryota; Viridiplantae; Streptophyta; Magnoliopsida; Malvales; Malvaceae
Product: ABC transporter C family member 12-like
Exons: 28
Coding region: 1249-5898 (1549 amino acids)
Biological process (GO): transmembrane transport
Cellular component (GO): membrane
Molecular function (GO): ATP binding; ATP hydrolysis activity; ABC-type transporter activity
Source: RefSeq, a predicted model, not a curated record
CUACAGAUUGAAAUUACCUGAAGGAGCAAAAAUCCACCCCACAUUACACAUGUCUAAAUUGAAGAAACAUGUUGGCUUAGCUAUACACUCACCCACAUUGCCACCUAUUAGAACAGAUGGCUCGAUCUUGAAGGAAUCAGCACGAAUCCUUGACAAAAGAAUGGUUAAAAAAGAGAAUCAUGCUAUUAAUGAGGUGCUAGUGGAAUGGGCAGACACCUUUCCCAAGGACUCUACUUGGGAAGCUUGGAUAGAGUUUCAAAGGCAAUAUCCUCCUUUCGAUCCUUGAGGACAAGGAUAUGCUCAAGAGAGGGAGUAUUGUUAUGGCAUAUAAUUAUGGGGUUAAAAAGUAGUUAAUUUAUGAUAAUUUCUAUUUAAACUGUUGAGCUAAUUAUGUUGCACAAAACGGCACUUUUUGGGGGAGGGGGACUAAGCUGCGUUUUGGGGGAAGGGCUUGGUUACUGAAAAGGGGCGUUUUGAUGCUGAGCCUUGUAGCAGAACGACAGCGGUAAUGACCGUUAUUUUUUUUUUCUUUUUAGCACCCUUGCGUGUGCUGGAGUUGGGUGUGAAGAAAUUCAGUACUAUCUUCUCAAUCCCUUUUUCUCCUCUCUCUCUCUUACUUCUUCGUCCUCCUCCUAUUCUUCUAUUCUUCUUCUCGUUUUCUGCAGCUCGCAUCAGACAUUUCAAGCCAAAAGGUCGCAACUAUGGAAGACGUGAAGCAAGAUUACCGUCGAAAAUCGGAAAUCUAUUAGGCGUUAGGGUUUGUAAAAAGCGUUAAAGAAAGAUGAAUUAGAGAAUAAGGUCAAGGUUUCAGUCUUUCUUUAAUCGUAAUCGUGCAUUCUUUAUUAAAUUUUCGUUCUUUUUAAGCGGAAACUUUUUUUUUGCAAUUCCAUUUCCUCCCCACCCCCGGAAAAUGUUUACUUUAGUAAAGAUAGAUUGUAAGGAAGACUCGCAAAGACAAAGGUCUUUCUUUAUUUCAUGCGUCUCUGUCGUUUUUCUUAAUAAAAUAAUGUACAAGUGCCUCAGUCGUUAGCUUAAGCCGCCGUGCCUUAUUUCUUAUUUCUUAUAUAUAAUAUAUAUAUAUAUAUAUAUAUUAUGGAAACAACCUUGAACCCUCCAUUUCCUACUGAAUUCAACUGGCUUGCUGGACUACGAUACUCAAAUUCCCAGAAGAACACUGUCAUGUCCUAGUCCCUGUAGCCUAGAGAUAGUACAUUGUUGAAGAGCAAGGACUGUGUAGUGGCUGCUGUGAUGGCAUUUGAACCCUUGGUUUGGUAUUGUCAACCAGUGGCAAAUACGGCUUGGACAAAAGUGGUUGAUGGUGCUUUUGGUGUAUACACAUCUUGUGCUAUCAACUCCAUGGUGAUUUCCAUUUCUCAUUUGGUUUUACUGGGCUUGUGCUGUUAUCGGAUAUUUCUGAUAAAGAAGAAUUCCAAAAUUCAGAGGUUUUCUUUGAGUUCAAAAUGCUAUAGUUGUAUACUUGGUUUGUUGGCUGGUUGUUGUACCAUUGAGCCUCUACUAAGAUUGUUGAUGGGUAUUUCUAUCUUUAAUUUGAAUGGAGAGACUGGUCUUGCUCCCUAUGAGGCAACUUCUUUGAUCAUUGAGGCUACUGCUUGGUGCUCUGUGCUUAUUAUGAUAAGGUUGGAAACAAAAAGUUACAUCUGUGAGUUUCGCUGGUAUGUGCGUUUUGGCAUUGUUUAUGUUCUUCUGGGCAAUGUUGUGCUACUCAAUCUCAUUCUGCCCGUGAAGGAUUUAUUCCGCAGCUAUGCCAUAUAUUUGAGCAUCAGUACCUUUUUCUGCAAGAUUUUAUUUGGGAUUCUUUUUCUUGUUUAUUUUCCCAAUCUCAAUCCUCGUCCGGGAUAUAUUUUGGUACAAAAUGAGUCAUAUGAUGAUGAAGAAUAUAAACCACUUUCUGGAAGAGAGCAAAUUUGCCCUGAGAGGCAUGCCAACUUUAUUUCAAGAAUUUCUUUUGGAUGGAUUACUCCUCUCAUGCAGCAAGGUUAUAGAAGACCUAUCACUGAAUAUGAUGUUUGGAAGUUAGAUACAUGGGAUCAGACUGAAACGUUGAUUCAAAAGUUUCAUACAUGUUGGGCCAAAGAAACCCAAAGAUCUAAGCCAUGGCUUUUGAGAGCUUUGAAUAAUAGCUUAGGAAGAAGGUUUUGGUGGGGAGGUGUUAUCAAGGUUGUGUUUAUCCUUUGUCAGUAUACAGGGCCUAUUUUAGUAAACCACCUCUUACAGUCAAUACAACAAGGUGAUCCUGCUUGGUUUGGUUACACCUAUGCCUUCUUGAUGUUUCUUGGAGUGUUAUGUUUUAUACUACUUGAGGCUCAGUAUGUGCAGAAUAUCUGGCGUGUUGGUUUUCGUCUACGAUCUACUGUGGUGGCAGCUAUAUUUCACAAAUCUUUGAGAUUGACUUAUGAGGUUCGCAAGAAUUUCCCAUUUGGGAGGAUAACAAAUAUGAUCACAACAGAUGUAAACGCACUUCAGCAAGUAUGCCAACAGCUUCAUAUAUUUUGGUCUGCUCCGUUUAGUAUUAUUAAUGCCAUGGUUCUUCUUUAUCAACAACUCGGUGUUGCUGCACUUCUCGGAUCCUUAUUACUAGUUCUCAUCGUCCCACUUCAGACUGUUGUGGUUAGCAAAAUGCAAAAGAUGACUAAGCAAAGACUAGAGUGGACUGACAGGAGAAUCAAUCUUACGAAUGAAAUUCUAUCUGCUGUGGACAUUGUGAAAUUUUAUGCAUGGGAGAAAUGCUUUCAGUCUAGAGUUCACAGUAUACGGAAUGAUGAGCUAUCAUGGCUUCAGAGAGCUCAACUACUAUCUGCUUUUAACAGGUUCAUAUUGAACAGCAUACCAGUUGUUGUAACAGUAGUUUCAUUUGGGAUGUUCACUUUGCUUGGUGGGGAUCUGACACCAGCAAGGGCGUUCACAUCACUUUCAUUGUUUGCAUUGCUACGAAUUCCUCUGGAAUGUCUUCCUAAUUUGUUAAGUCAGGUUGCAAAUGCAAAUAUAUCGUUGAAACGUCUUGAGGAGCUUUUCUUAGCUGAAGAGAGAGUUCUAGCACCAAAUCCACCUCUUCAGCCAGGGCUUCCAGCCAUCUCAAUUAAGAAUGGAAACUUUUCAUGGGAUUUAAAGGUAGAGAGGCCCACUUUAUCAAAUAUCAAUAUAGAUGUACCGGUUGGCAGCUUAUUCGCAAUUGUUGGUGGAACUGGAGAAGGAAAAACAUCCCUUAUAUCAGCUAUUCUAGGGGAGCUUCCUCCAGAUGCAAAUUCAAGUGUCAUUAUAAGAGGGACUGUUGCUUAUGUUCCUCAAGUUUCAUGGAUUUUUAAUGCUACUGUUCGUGAUAACAUUUUGUUUGGGUCUAGCUUUCAACUAGAACGGUAUUGGAAGACAAUUGAUGUGACAGCUCUACAGCAGGAUCUUGACAUCCUUCCUGAUCAUGACCUCACUGAGAUCGGUGAAAGAGGUGUGAAUAUAAGUGGUGGGCAGAAACAGAGAGUUUCCAUGGCUAGAGCUGUCUAUUCCAAUUCAGAUGUGUACAUAUUUGAUGACCCUUUAAGUGCCCUGGAUGCUCAUGUUGCAGAACAGGUUUUCAACAGGUGUAUCAAGGAAGAAUUACAAGGAAAAACCAGAAUACUUGUCACAAACCAGCUGCAUUUUCUUCCACAUGUAGACUACAUCCUUCUUAUCUCUAAUGGUGUAAUUAAAGAAGAGGGUACCUUUGAGGAAGUCUCCAGAAAAGGAAGGAUAUUUCAGAAGUUGAUGGAAAAUGCUGGGAAAAUGGAAAAACGAGAAGGGAAGGGCGAUGGAAGAUACAUAGACAUGGAAAAAUUAGAACCAAAUUCCAAUAAGAUGGUUGAGAAUGAGAUAAAUGAUAUUCUAAAAGAUGCAAAUGCUGCAAAGAGGAGGAAAGGCAUGAAAGCUAUACUUGUAAAGCAAGAAGAAAGGGAAACAGGUCUGGUCAGCUGGAAUGUUGUUAUGAGGUAUAAGGAUGCUAUGGGAGGCCUAUGGGUGGUUAUGAUACUUUUUACAUUCUACUUUUCAACUGAAGUUCUUAGAAUUUUAAGCAGCAUGUGGUUACGCUUUUGGACAGAUAGGAGUGCUUCAAAGAGUUAUAAGCCUGAAUUUUACAUUCUCAUUUAUGCGCUUCUAGGAUUUAGUCAGGUAACUGUGACGCUGACAAACUCGUUUUGGCUUAUUACUUCAAGUCUCGGUGCAGCCAGAAGAUUGCAUGAUAUGAUGCUAAAUUCCAUCCUAAGAGCUCCAAUGUUGUUUUUCCAGACUAAUCCAAUUGGGCGAGUAAUCAAUAGGUUUUCAAGAGAUCUAGGUGAUAUAGAUUGUAAUGUUGCCACUUCUAUGGAUAUGUUUUUGAAUCAGUUGUGGCAGCUUCUUUCAACUUUUACGCUGAUAAGCAUCGUGAGCAUAUUUUCAUUUUGGGCCAUAAUGCCACUUCUCAUCUUGUUUUAUGCAGCCUAUCUAUUUUAUCAGAGCACAUCUCGUGAAGUAAAACGCUUAGAUUCUAUUACCAGCUCACCUGUUUAUGCUCAAUUUAGAGAAGCAUUUGAUGGCUUUUCAUCCAUUCGUGCAUACAGAGCUUAUGAUCGGAUUGCCAAUGUUAUUGGGAGGUCCAUGGAUAAUAAUAUCAGAUUCACUCUGGCAAAUAUUAGUUCAAAUCAUUGGUUGGCUAUAAGAUUAGAAACACUAGGAGGCCUCAUUAUUUGGUUAACAGCAACCAUCGCUGUUCUGCAGAAUGGAAGAGCAGAAAACAAGGCAGCGUUUGCAUCAACAGUGGGUCUACUUCUCAGUUAUACAUUAAAUAUCACUAGGCUACUGAGUGGUGUUUUAAGACAGGCAAGCAAAGCCGAGAACAGGUUGAAUGCUGUGGAACGUGUGGGUACAUAUAUCAAUUUGCCUCCAGAGGCUCCAGACAUAAUCGAGAGCCACCGUCCUCCACCUGGUUGGCCAUCAUCUGGCUCAAUUCAAUUUGAGGAUGUUGUCCUACGUUAUAGACCUGAACUUCCACCGGUCUUGUGUGGAUUGUCCUUUAUUAUUUCUCCAAGUGAGAAGCUAGGGAUAGUUGGAAGAACUGGUGCAGGGAAAUCCAGCGUGCUGAAUGCUUUGUUUCGGAUUGUAGAGCUGGAAAAAGGAAGAAUCUUGAUUGAUGGUUGUGUUCUUGCCAGAUUUGGACUGACAGACGUGCGAAAGGUUCUUAGUAUUAUACCACAAUCCCCUGUUCUUUUUUCUGGAACUGUGCGAUUAAACUUGGAUCCAUUUAAUGAGCACAAUGAUGAUGACCUUUGGGAGGCUUUAGAAAGGGCACAUUUGAAGGAUGUCAUCUUGAGGAACUCUUUCCGUCUGGAUGCAGAGGUUUUGGAGGGUGGGGAGAAUUUUAGUGUUGGGCAGAGACAAUUACUGUGUCUUGCCCGAGCAUUGUUGCGAAGGUCAAAGAUUCUGGUUCUUGAUGAAGCAACUGCGGCAGUGGAUGUUAAGACUGAUGCUUUUAUCCAGAAAACCAUUCGUGAAGAAUUCAAAUCUUGCACCAUGCUGAUUAUUGCUCACAGACUAAAUACCAUCAUCGACUGUGACCGGAUUCUUGUACUUGAUGCUGGUCAGGUUCUAGAACACAAAACUCCAAAGGAACUGCUAGUUAACAGAGAAAGCGCAUUCUCGAAAAUGGUUCAGUGUACAGGGCCUGCAAAUGCCAAAUACUUACGUAGCUUAGUUCUUGAAGGUGAGGAAAAAGGGUUCAGUAAGGAACAUGCCAUGCGGUUAGAUGGUCAGAAGAGAGGGCAAGCUUCACCCCACUGGAUUGCUGAUGCACAGUCUGCCCUGCCUGUUAGUCUCACUUCUUCUCUAAAUGAUAUUCAAAGACUUGAUACUGGAGAUAGAGAAAAUCACAUAUGAUGACUUCGGUGAGUUCACUAAAGCCAGAGCCCAAGCUCAAGCUCAAGCCCAGAAAGAAGUUGAUGUUGGACCUGUAGUUACCAAUGAUCUUAAGUUGUAACACGAACCAAUAGUUUCUAUCCGAAUGAGUCACAAUCAUUGUUAGGUGUCCACACUUGCGGCCAUGAAUUUCUCGUAUAUGCUCACGAAUUAUUUGAUUUGAAUUACCCUUCAAUUGAUGACAAUGGUGAGCUCGCAUUUGGUCUACUUUUUUCCAUCGAAAAGUGUUAGGAAGAGAAGAAUUGAGGAUUACAACAUUAUAUAGUCAUCGGAUUUCAAGGUCAUAGAGUCAAUGCUAACGGUCAUGCAUGUAAAUGCAUUAAAUAUAACUAGGAAUGAAUGUGGUUGAUUCGAGUAACCUAUAUACAAAAGAAACAUAUGUGGAAAAUUUACAAAUACAACAAA